Messenger RNA from Macrosteles quadrilineatus (aster leafhopper), 786 nucleotides. RefSeq lists its product as uncharacterized. The coding region runs from base 1 to 786 and encodes 261 amino acids. The transcript is spliced from 5 exons. The record is from RefSeq and is a predicted model, not a curated record. NCBI's taxonomy places the organism in Eukaryota, Metazoa, Arthropoda, Insecta, Hemiptera, Cicadellidae.
AUGCUAAAAAGAACACGAAAGUGGCUGAAGGGAGCUUCUCAGGAUGAAGAUGAUGAUGUCAUUGUUUCUCGUGUGAUUCAUCUGCUUCUUUCUUUGCUGGCGUGUGAUGGACAGCCAUCGGUGUUCAUGAUGUGGAGUGUGACAUUGACGCUGCUAUUGGCAGCUGCCGCCAUGGCUCAGUUCCCUGGAGGUCGUUGGCUCGAAGGUCCACAGGCACAACUCUGUGCACAGAGAAAAAUCCACGAGAAGUUAAACGGAAAAGGGUACUUCUUCUCAUGGAAGGACCCGUCCACGGCUCGCCAAGAAGAGGACUGGCUUGGUGUGCGUAACUGGUGUCGAGCCAGGUGCAUGGACGCUGUUAGUCUGCAGACAUCUGAGGAGAAUGAAUGGAUAAAGAGACAUCUUGUACAAGAUAAGGUGAGGUACAUUUGGACUUCGGGUCGUCUCUGUGACUUCAAGGGAUGUGACCGAGCUGACUUGCAGCCCAAGAGUGUCAACGGAUGGUUCUGGACGUCCGAACUGCAGAAGCUUCCCCCCACCACCAACCGUCUGCAGAACGACUGGAGCGAAUCUGGCGGAAUCGGCCGACCACAGCCUGACAACCGAGAGGAACUUCAGAACGGAGCCGCAGAGAAUUGUCUGGCUCUGCUCAACAACUUCUACGGAGACGGAAUACACUGGCACGACGUCGCGUGUCAUCACCGCAAACCCUUCGUGUGUGAAGAUAACGAGAUGUUGCUACGCUGGAUUGAACACAACAACCCCAACCUCAACCUGCGCUUCUAA